GUUCACCUUUCAUUUUCGCUGAUUUCAUCCCCCGUUUGUGUUUUUUUUUUCUUUCUUUUUCUCUCUCUUUUUCUUUUUUAUGAUCCUUUAUUUCAAUGAGUCAAAAACUUUACCUUCCAGACUCUGAAAAGCAACCUUCCUAUUGUGAUCUAUCCUAUUUUGAUUAUGAACAACAUCAAACUACUUGGAAGAAAACAAUAAACUGCCAUCCAUUCAAUCACAAGUUAUCUAUAUUUGUACCUUCUUGUUCUUUACAUACUAUACAACAACAACUACAUUUACCACCAUCUAUUUAUUAUCAAGUACGUUUACCCUUGAGAGCGCUUUUGGAUCCUGAAUUUUUCUCUCGUUAUAUCAAGUCAUCCAAUGAACGGUUACUAUUCCAUACUGUGGGAACCAAGUUAGAUUCAGAUACAGUCAUAGUGUUAGAUUUCAAUGGUCACCUCAUUAUGAAUAUGGACAAAUUUACCUAUGAAACCUUUGGUAUAGUUGGUCGACAACAAAAGGAAAUGGAUAGAAAAAGAUUUCGUUAUGUGGUGGAUAUCGACCUUAGACAUGGAAAAUCGCCACGAAAAAGUAAGAUUCUUGAUCGAUUGAAAUGGUGUUUCGAAAAUACGAUGACUCAAGAAUAUGAUAUGGUAAUGACAUUGGUAGACGAAGUGACGGGUGAUACAAAAACGAUAGAACAAUGGCCAGAAGGUGUAAUCGUCAAGGAACAUAGAAUGGAAAUGAAACUAGAAGAAAUCAAUCAAAUCAAUAUACCACAAUGGACUUCAUUGGAACGAACAUUAGACGGUAAAAUGGAUCAACAAUGGCAAGAAGAUGCAUUAGGUGCUAUGGAAUGGAUUGGAUUAGUGUCGAUGAAAGCCAAUCGAUCACAAACUGCUAAUUCAAUUGUCAACCCUUUUAUAUCAACAUAUCAAGCACCUCAACCUGUAGAGAAAUCUGGAUUUGGCACAGUAAUUACAUGGACUGGAUUUAUAGCACCUUCUUUUAUACUGAAUGCAUUGACAAAUCUUAGAAAACUAAUGAUCACCAGGGUAGUACCAAAAUGGGUAAGUUUUACAGUUUGGGGCUAUCGAGAUUCACCAUUUACUUGGGACAACAGACAACAUUAUUAUAACUUGAAUGGCGAAAACGAUUAUACAUUUUUAUUAUUUCCACCUCAUGCAUCUCAACAAACUUUUAUUUCCUACAAAAUGUAUGGUUCCCAUCACUCACAUUCUUAGUUGUUUAUUAUUCCCUUUUAGUUUUAGUAUCAUCCUCCUAUCCUCCUCCCCACCUUUUUUUACGACUACUUGUUUCUAUAUUGAUCAUAAGUAUCAUGCAAAGAAGACAUUCUUAUCGAAAUAAACAAUAUAAUAUGUUAGUUAUUAUCAUUUUUUUUUUUUUUUACAUAUUAAUUUCUAAUGAUAAUAAUAAAAAAC
Messenger RNA from Halteromyces radiatus, 1427 nucleotides. Its product is annotated as ribonuclease P 40kDa subunit-domain-containing protein. Bases 96 to 1229 code for a protein of 377 amino acids. Lineage: Eukaryota; Fungi; Mucoromycota; Mucoromycetes; Mucorales; Cunninghamellaceae. The record is from RefSeq and is a predicted model, not a curated record. Gene Ontology annotation, biological process: tRNA 5'-leader removal; endonucleolytic cleavage in ITS1 to separate SSU-rRNA from 5.8S rRNA and LSU-rRNA from tricistronic rRNA transcript (SSU-rRNA, 5.8S rRNA, LSU-rRNA); tRNA 3'-end processing. Gene Ontology annotation, molecular function: ribonuclease MRP activity; ribonuclease P activity. The transcript has 6 exons. Gene Ontology annotation, cellular component: ribonuclease MRP complex; multimeric ribonuclease P complex.